Messenger RNA from Python bivittatus (Burmese python), 2624 nucleotides. Lineage: Eukaryota; Metazoa; Chordata; Lepidosauria; Squamata; Pythonidae. The record is from RefSeq and is a predicted model, not a curated record.
CCCGGAGGAAAACUCUUCCCCGAAAGAGGCUGUGCUCCGCGUGGGGCCCUUUUAGUCGCUUGAGUCGGGAAGGCCUGGAUUCCCAGAUCGGUGGUUAUUUUGCGUGGCGUCGCCACCAGGUUCAGGAUGCAAAAAUGUGGAAGGCGCGCUACAAAUAGAUACAAAAAGUUUUGCGGUCCUGAACUGGUUGCCAUCAUAUUGCAUUAAGCGGUUUAAGGCGCUGGGCUCUGCGGCGAGGCAUGGCCAAAUCCACCUAGUUGAGUGGGUUCAGUUCCAGCUGAGAAAAAGAUGCCUGUUUAAUUCCACGUGGCUCUAUUCUACUUCUCGUGGGCUCUGUGUCAACAGCAUGUAGGCCCGCGCCCAGCGCUGUCUUGGAUGUUCUGGGGAUGCUCUUUUGAGCAGAGAACACCUUUGCGGCCUCCGCAGGGUGGCUCGCUCUGCCUGGGACAAGCUGACCUGGAGGCAAAAGAAAAUUCAGCUUUCUCUUCGCCCCGUUCCCCCGACACCUGCACUGUGAUGUUCUUGAACUGGGAAAGUUGUGCCUCUGUCCUAACGACUGGAUUUCUUCAUCCCGCUCCCCUUCAGAUGGCGGCGCGGAAGAUGCUUGUGCUGUAUGGCAGCCAGACAGGAACUGCCCAAGACGCUGCUGAGAGGCUUGGUCGGGAAGCCAAGCGGCGCCGUUUCCAGUGUAAGGUCGAGGCCCUGGACAACUACCAGGUGGCAAACUUGAUUCAGGAGCCACUGGUGGUAUUUGUUUGUGCAACCACAGGACAAGGAGACCCUCCAGAUAAUAUGAAGAAUUUCUGGAAGUUCAUAUUCCGAAAGAACUUGCCUCCGACUUCCCUGUGUCAGAUGGACUAUGCUGUUUUGGGGCUUGGGGAUUCCUCAUAUCCCAAGUUCAACUUUAUUGCCAAAAAACUGCACAGGCGGCUUCUUCAGCUUGGAGGCAGCCCCCUUGCACCAGCUGCACUGGGAGAUGACCAGCACGACUUGGGACCAGAUGCAGUUAUUGACCCCUGGCUUUUAAGUUUAUGGGAAAAGAUCUUAGAAUUGUAUCCUCUUCCCUCUGGCCUCCAUGUGAUUAGUCCCAAUAUCCUAUUACCACCCAAGUACACCUUUCAGUUACUGGACGAGGCCUCUGGUGACCUCAGCGUGGCACCUCUGCAACCAGAGGAUGCAUCUCGUGAUGUUCCCUCCGAGAUGAACUCUUUCUCUGCCCAGAUGGUGUCCAAUCGGAGGGUGACAUCAGAAUCCCAUUUCCAAGAUGUCCGUCUCAUUGAAUUUGAUAUUGCUGGCUCUGGAAUCAAGUAUGCUGCAGGUGAUGUCGUGAUGAUCCAGCCACGCAAUGGUCUUGAGGAGGUGCAUCUUUUCUGUAGCCUCCUGCGCCUGGACCCAGAUGCCUGCUUCAUGCUGAGGCCAACAGAGGCAGGUACUCCUCUACCUGCUCCUCUGCCCCAGCCCUUCACCGUCCGCCACCUGGUGACCCACUACCUUGACAUCACCUGCGUCCCUCGUCGCUCCUUCUUUGAGUUUCUGUCCCACUUCUCUCCGAACGAACUAGAGCGAAGUAAGCUGCAGGAAUUCAGCUCAGCCCAAGGCCAGGAGGAGCUUUAUGCUUACUGCAACCGGCCCCGCAGGACCAUACUUGAGGUCCUCUGCGACUUCCCUCACACAACUUGUGCCAUUCCAUGCGAUUAUCUGCUAGACCUCAUUCCACGGAUCAGACCCCGGGCCUUCUCGAUUGCUUCCUCGAUGCUGACGCAUCCCAAUCGAAUUCAGAUCCUCCUGGCCGUGGUGCAUUACAAGACUUGUCUCAGUAAAGCUCGGCGUGGCCUGUGUUCUACGUGGCUGGCAUCUCUCAGUCCACAGAAUGGGACGGCGCAGGUUCCUCUUUGGGUGAAGAAAGGGAUGCUGAAAUUCCCGGUGGAACCAGGCACUCCAGUAGUCAUGAUUGGACCUGGCACCGGAGUGGCCGUUUUUAGAGCAGCAAUACAGGAGCGAGUUGCCCAGGGCAAAACAGGAGGGAACUGUCUGUUCUUCGGCUGCCGAAAGAAAGCCAAAGAUUUUUACUGUCAGGCAGAGUGGGAGGAACUGGUGAAAAGGGGACUCCUAAUGCUCUUUGUGGCCUUUUCCCGGGAUCAGCAUCCAGAAGCCCUGGACUUCAGCUCCCAUGAAAUUGGUACACACCAGAUCAAGGGCAGCUCUGAAACCAUCCUUUGGAAGGUUGAAAGCAGGAGCCAUGUUUGCACUGAGGAAGAGAAGAUUUAUGUCCAGCACCGUAUCAGAGAGAACAAGGAGCUUGUGUGGGACCUGGUGAAGCACAAGGAGGCCCAGAUCUACCUAGCCGGAAAUGCCAAGCAGAUGCCGGAGGCAGUGGCAGAAGCACUGAAGUUUGUCUUCCAGUCAGAAGGAGGCCUCUCUGCUCCAGAAGCGGAGGAGUAUCUUGCCCGCUUGGCACAAACCCGCCGCUUCCAAGCUGAGACCUGGUCUUGAGCUGCCAUGGAAUCUGGGAUGGAUGGGGAAGCUUCUCACCAAGGACCGAACCAACGUAGCCAGUGUGGUGGCGCAAACAAUAAAUCAAGCCAGGCCACCUGAGCCCUCCACAGCUUGGCUGCUGCAUUUCA